AUGGCUUCCAGUUCUCAGGCCAAUUUGACUGAAUCUCAAGAUCAAGUGAGCCGGAAAAACUCAACCCAAGUAGAUCUAAACGUUAGCCAAUUUGUUCAAUCGAUCAAAUCUCUCGAUUUGAAUAGUUAUGCGACACGAAAAUCCUUCGCCCAGGGUAUGCUUGAUUUGGCGCUACUUACGGCAAAUGCAUCACAAUUAAAAUAUCUGCUCACUGUUGGUGAAGCUCAUGCAUUUUAUUACCUGUUGUUGUCACUAGUGAUACUGUCGAUUUCUUUACAAGUAUUUCAAGCGGUGAUGAUACUGUUACUGGCUGUCGUACUGGACAUAAACAAAACUGAAGAGCACAGAAAAACCGAUAUUCUUAAUAACAUUUUGAUCAUGUUUACGGUAAUCAGUGUAGUGAUAAACGUAAUUAUAAGUGCCUUCGACAUGAAAACACAAGGUGAUCUUUUGCAGUUAUAG
Molecule: messenger RNA, 462 nt
Organism: Sabethes cyaneus
Lineage: Eukaryota; Metazoa; Arthropoda; Insecta; Diptera; Culicidae
Product: ninjurin-1-like
Exons: 3
Coding region: 1-462 (153 amino acids)
Biological process (GO): tissue regeneration; cell adhesion
Cellular component (GO): membrane
Source: RefSeq, a predicted model, not a curated record